Messenger RNA from Chenopodium quinoa (quinoa), 375 nucleotides. RefSeq names its product protein PXR1-like. The transcript has a single exon. NCBI's taxonomy places the organism in Eukaryota, Viridiplantae, Streptophyta, Magnoliopsida, Caryophyllales, Amaranthaceae. The record is from RefSeq and is a predicted model, not a curated record. Bases 1 to 375 code for a protein of 124 amino acids.
AUGAAAGGAACAGAGGAGGAGAUUAAGCAAAAGCACCAAGACGGGGAGGGAAAAGAAUGUGAGAAAGUCGAAGAAAAAGUCGAAGAGAAAGUUAAGGAAAAGAAGAAGAAAGACAAGGAAAGCAAGGAAAAAGGUGAAGGUGAUAAUAAUCAUGAACACAGCAAAGAAAAGGGUGGUGGAAAAGAGAAGAAGAAAAAGAACCCUGAAGAUAAGAAGGAUCCAUCAAAACUUAAGCUCAAGCUCGAAAAAAUCGACACUAAGAUGCGCGAUCUGGCGGCUAAGAGAGAGGAGAUCCUGAAAUCCAUUGAAGAAGCUGAAAAGAAUGCAGUUGCUAACCCAAACAAGGAAGAUGAUCCUGAUCUCAAACAAGACUAA